CGAGAGGCAGUGCAUUAAGCGAAGAGGCUGUGCAUCGAGGUCAAGUUGCAACCAGGGCCUCCGCAGUCACGCCGCAGAGGUAUAUUUCAGAGUUAUCACCGCUGCGCAACGCGCGCGUGCAACGCCGCGCGACAAAAAGAUUACGAGCGCUGCAACAUCGCAGGCACAAGUGCAAAGCGGCGCGUCGGACCGCAGCGGUGCCGCGCGUGCGCCCGGCAAUUGCUAUACUGCUGCUCGUCGCCGCAUUGAUCCAAGUCAGCGCGGCGCGCGGCCUACGACCAAAAAUGUUCAUCGCGAGAGCGGCGCGGCCCGCGCUGCAGCGGCCGGCGCGCCGCUGGCUCCGGGCGGCGGCCGCCGCGCGAAGCCGGAAAGGGCUCUUACAAAGGGGCGGCAGGAAGGCCGCGCUGGCGACGAGCGCCGACGUGCCGCCGGACCCCUCGACCUACGCGCGCGUCGCGCUGAUCCUCGAGGACGGUUCCGUGUUUGAGGGCAAGUCCUUCGGCGCCGAGCCGCCGGCCGGGGGCACGUUUGCGGAGGUCGUCUUCCAGACCGGCAUGGUCGGCUACGCCGAAGCGUUAACGGACCCGUCGUACCGCGGCCAGUCGCUCGCGAUGACGUACCCCAUGGUUGGGAAUUAUGGCGUGCCCAACAAUAACGAUAAAGAUCCCCUCCAGCCGUUGUUGCCCCGUCGUAGCUUCGAGUCCGAUAGUAUUCACGCGGCCGCGGUUAUUUGCCAGGACUAUUCCAAUCACUUCUCGCACUGGGAGGCGACGCAGUCUCUCGGAAGAUGGUUACAUGAUCAAAACGUGCCUGGGGUCUGUGGUAUUGAUACGAGAAGAUUGACGAAGGUCCUGCGGGAGCGCGGCUCGAUGCUCGGGCGGUUGGUGAAACUCGGUCCCGAUGAUGCCUUACCGACUUCCCAUGGUACGGACGCCGAAGCGACUGCGUUGCGCGCUAGACAUUUAGUCGACGAGGUGUCCAUCACGGAGCCUAUCACGUACAAGGCGCCGAACGAACGAUUGUCGGUCGUAGCCGUCGACUGCGGCAUGAAGGCCAACAUGGUGCGCGAAUUUAAUGCCCGAGGCGUCACGGUGACGGCCGUGCCCUGGGACUAUGAUUUCUUGGACUUGCUGGACAAGUCCGACGGGUUAUUUGUGUCGAAUGGUCCCGGCGACCCGACGCAGUGCCAAGUGACCAUCGACAACUUGAGGACGGCCCUGAACCGAGAAGGCGACGCCUUGCGCCCGAUGUUCGGCAUCUGCCUGGGGAACCAGUUGACCUCGUUGGCGUGCGGCGCGUCGACCGUGAAGAUGCCGUUCGGGAAUCGCGGCCAGAACCAGCCCGUCCUCGACGCCCUGCAGCCGGGCGCCUGCAUGGUCACGUCGCAGAACCACGGCUACGCCGUCGAUCCCACGAACCUCCCGGACGGCUGGCAAGCUUUGUAUACGAACGCCAACGACUUGACGAACGAAGGCCUGGUUCACACGUCAAAGCCCUUCUUCACGGCGCAGUUCCACCCGGAAGCCCACGGCGGCCCGACGGACGCCGCUUAUCUCUUUGAUGUCUUCGCCGAUGCGUGUUCACGGUACAAAGCGGCGAGAGCGACUGGUUCUACAGUAGAUCAAGCAUUAAUAUGGCCCAAGACCAUUAACGACUACACGCCGCCGGCCUACCCGAAGAAAGUCCUGUUACUUGGGUCAGGUGGCUUGUCCAUCGGCCAAGCGGGCGAGUUUGAUUACUCUGGUGCGCAGGCCAUCAAAGCACUUAAAGAGGAAGGCGUCGAGGUCGUGCUGAUGAACCCGAACAUCGCGUCGGUCCAGACGAACGUCGAUCCGUCGCAGUCCCAGGAGGAGCGCUUGGCCGACAAGGGCGCCGCGGAUCGGGUCUUCUUUUUACCCGUCACGCCGGACUACGUCGAAGCCGUCCUCGAGAAGGAGAAGCCCGACGCUAUUUUAAUAAGUAUGGGCGGCCAGACUGCCUUAAAUUGCGGUAUCGAAUUGGACGAGUCCGGCGUGCUCGCCAAGCACAACUGCCGCGUGCUCGGGACGUCGAUCGAGACCGUGAUAGCCACGGAAGAUCGCGAAAUCUUCAAGAACAAAUGUUUAGAAAUAGGGGAGCCCUGCGCCAAUAGUAUCGCGACGAACACCGUCGAGGAGGCCUUGGCCGCGGGCGAGAAAGUGGGCUACCCUCUGAUGGCGCGCGCGGCCUUCGCUCUCGGCGGUCUAGGAAGCGGCAUCUGCCAGGACGCGGACGAGUUAAGGACGCUCGCGACGAAGGCUUUAGCUGUUUCUCCCCAAUUGCUCAUCGAGAAGUCGAUGCUCGGCUGGAAGGAGGUCGAAUACGAGGUGCGGCGCGCGGCGUCCCUUUGACCUUCGACGCGACGCGUCUCCGUCUUCUGAUGAAGGGGGUGGUCUCUUCUUCGAUUUCGAGUACCGAGACACUGAUAUACAACACAGGUCGUCAGAGAUCAACUCGACAACUGCAUUACCGUGUGCAACAUGGAGAAUUUUGAUCCAUUAGGCGUGCAUACCGGCGAUUCGAUAGUCAUAGCACCGUCGCAAACUUUGUCGAAUGAGGAGUACCACAUGCUUAGAUCUGCCGCGUUACGAGUCGUCCGACACUUGGGUAUUGUCGGCGAGUGCAACAUCCAGUACGCCUUGCAUCCCGAAUCGUUAGAAUACUGCAUUAUUGAAGUCAACCCAAGACUCUCACGCUCUUCAGCCCUAGCUAGCAAAGCGACGGGCUACCCCCUAGCCUUCGUCGCGGCGAAACUGUCCAUGGGCGUCACCCUGCCGGAACUCAGGAACACCGUGACCGGCGGCGCGACGAUCAUGGGCUUUGAACCUGCAUUAGACUACUGCGUGACCAAGGUCCCGAGGUGGGACCUGGGGAAGUUCCAGGGGGCCAACCGCGUGCUCGGUUCGGCCAUGGCGUCCGUCGGCGAGGUCAUGGCUAUUGGCAGGACCUUCGAGGAGAGCUUCCAGAAAGCCUUGCGCAUGGUCGACCCGUCGAAUCCCGGCUUCGAGCCCAUUGAUGGGAUGGAGUUACCCGACGACUCGCUCGAGAAGAAAUUGGUUAUUCCGACGGAUCGACGCGUCUGGGGCAUCGCCGAGGCGUUGUACAAGGGCCAGGGGUGGGAUAAACACAGAGUCAGAGACCUGACCAAAAUUGACGACUGGUUCCUCAGUCGCUUGGACAAGAUCGCCGCGACCGGUAAAGAUAAGGACAAGUGGGCCGCCUUGAAACCUCUUAUUCAAUCGCAUGAUGCGAAGGCUACCUCGUUACUCAGAGAAAUAAAACAACUGGGCUUCACCGAUGAACAGAUUGCGAACUUCUGUGGUGGUUUAUCUGAUGACGACGUCCGUGCUUGUCGCAAAGCUUUAGGAGUGAUACCUAGAGUGAAGCAGAUCGACACCUUGGCGGCCGAGUACGCGGCAGAAACAAAUUACUUGUAUACGACGUACCAUGGGGACGAUGAUGACCAGUUAGCUGGCGACGCGAAGGGAGGCACGCUCGUAUUAGGCUCGGGACCGUACAGGAUCGGGAGUUCGGUAGAAUUUGACUGGUGCGGGGUAAGUGCCAUGCGCGCGUUGCGAGGCUCCGGCGCCAGAGGUGUCAUGGUCAAUUGUAACCCGGAAACGGUCUCCACGGACUAUGACGAGUGCGACGCGUUGUACUUCGAGGAACUCAGCAAGGAACGAGUCUUAGACGUGUACGAGCGCGAAGGUAUCGACACGGGGUGCGUCAUUUCGAUGGGGGGCCAGAUUCCCCAGAACCUCGCCGGUCCCAUCCACGCCGCCGGCGCGCGCGUCCUAGGCACGCACCCGGACAUGAUCGACGCGGCCGAGGACCGGUCGAAGUUCUCGGCUCUCAUGGACGCGGCUGGAGUUGAUCAGCCGAGGUGGGCCGAGUUAUCUUCCCAUCAACAAGCGGUGGACUUUGCGUCGGAGGUCGGCUAUCCUGUUUUAGUAAGGCCUUCGUUCGUUUUGAGCGGUGCGGCCAUGAAGGUCUGUAGGGACGAGGAAGGCUUGCGGGCGCACCUAGAUAUCGCCAAAGAAGUCAGCCAGGACUACCCCGUCGUGGUCUCGCAGUUCGUGCGCGGCGCUAGAGAGCUAGAGAUGGACGGCGUCGCGAAGGAUGGGGAGGUCGUCUGCUGCCAGGCGCAUGAGCAUGUGGAAGACGCCGGUGUUCACAGUGGUGAUGCGUCUCUCUUGUUGCCUCCCCAGACUCUAUCGGAUUAUGUCCUUAGACGUGCUAGAGAGGCCGUGCGGGAAAUCGUGAAGCAAUUGCAGAUCUCUGGGCCGUUCAACAUCCAGUUCUUGGUCGGUGGUCGUACUAGUGGUAGUAAAGAUGAAGAUGAAUUAGAUGGUUCGUUUGCGUCGAUGAAUGAUGUGAGGGUCAUUGAAUGUAACCUGAGAGCGUCUCGGAGCGUACCGUUCGUGUCCAAGGCGACUGGAGUCGACUUCGCGGACGUCGCGACUCGCGUGUUGGCCGGUUUGCCUUUACCGGAUGAGGAAAAAUUACCGCAACUCUUCCCGAGGGAGGGGCAAGCCCCGCAGAACUUUGUGGCGGUGAAAGCUCCCAUGUUUUCAUUUGCUCGGCUGCGGGGCGCCGAUCCCGCGCUCGGCGUGGAGAUGUCCUCGACGGGCGAGGUGGCCUGCUUCGGUCGCGACAAGGAGGAGGCCUUCCUGAAAGCGUUACUGUCGACGACGAUGAAGGUGCCCACGGCUGGCUCCGGUGACACCGUCCUUGUGUCGUUCGCGGCACCGCUCGCGCAUCGCGCCCUAGGCCCGGCCUUCCAGUUGCAUGAUCUAGGCUAUGACUUAGUCGGCACGGAGGCCACGGCCUCGUACUUAAGGGGACGGGGCGUGCCGUGCAAGACGGUGGCCUUCCCCACGGACGACUCGAUGGUCGAGGACGCGACGGCGACCGCUCUGUUACGGGACAAGAAGAUUAAGUUGGCGGUGAACUUACAUGCGCCGGAAUCCAAAAGAUUGGAGGACAACUACAUGAUCCGGCGGACGGCGGCGGACUUCGGCAUCGCUUUGGUCACGAACCCGCAAGUGUUUGAGUUACUCGCGGCAGCUCUCACGCGGCACAAGAAGGGCGACAUCCUCGCGGCGAACCCCUCGGACCUCUUCUCCUACUACGAGCGCGAGCCGUCGACGGACGCGUGGACGGGCGCGAACGAGUUCCACUAGUCGUGCGCGCACCCCGCUCUCGAGCGGAACCCACACCUAUCCAUAAGCUCCCUCACGCGCGCCUAACGACAAAAAAUCUAUCUAGCACAUUACGCGCGGCGGGCGGGGCCCCUUUUGGGCGGGGAAUUGGGGGAGUCGCC
Pelagomonas calceolata is the source of this 5341-nucleotide messenger RNA. NCBI's taxonomy places the organism in Eukaryota, Pelagophyceae, Pelagomonadales, Pelagomonadaceae. The record is from the annotation of a GenBank genome assembly.